Messenger RNA from Anguilla anguilla (European eel), 2456 nucleotides. It is a transcript of the gene nefla, whose product is annotated as neurofilament, light polypeptide a. Bases 173 to 2065 code for a protein of 630 amino acids. Gene Ontology annotation, biological process: neurofilament bundle assembly. The record is from RefSeq and is a predicted model, not a curated record. The transcript has 4 exons. Gene Ontology annotation, molecular function: structural constituent of postsynaptic intermediate filament cytoskeleton. Gene Ontology annotation, cellular component: postsynaptic intermediate filament cytoskeleton; cytoplasm; axon. NCBI's taxonomy places the organism in Eukaryota, Metazoa, Chordata, Actinopteri, Anguilliformes, Anguillidae.
CCGGUGCUCUGUUGCGAGCGGAGCCCCAGAGCUUCGCCAGGCUAUCGAUCGCCGCUCUGCCAGCGCAGACGCAGCCCCCUCCGCUGCGUCACAGCCCUCCUCGGCCCGUAUAAAAGCGGCGGCGGCAGCCGCAGUGGCAGCAGCGCGCGGGUAACAGCGGGCAGCCGGAGCCAUGAGUUCCCUCCACCGCGACUCCUACUUCUCCUCCUCCUCCUACAAGCGCCGCUACGCGGAUGCCGGCCCCCGGGCAGCCCCGCGGUCCGCGUACGGGGUCCGCUCCUCCGCCCUCUUCUCGGCCGCCCCCCUCGGGGCGUCCCGCCCGGGCUCGGUGGAGUUGGAGCUGAGCCAGGCGGCGCAGGUGAGCUCGGAGUUCCGGGCGGUGCGGACGCAGGAGAAGGCCCAGCUGCAGGAGCUGAACGACCGCUUCGCCUGCUUCAUCGACCGCGUGCGGCAGCUGGAGCAGCAGAACCGCGCGCUGGAGGCGGAGCUCCUGGUGCUGCGGAGGAGGCACGGCGAGCCCUCCCGCCUCCGGGCGCUCUACGAGCAGGAGGCGCGCCGGCUCCGGGCCGCCGUGGAGGAGGCGCGGGGCCAGAGGCAGGCGGCGCUUGGCCGGCGGGACCACCUGGAGGAGGCGCUGCGGGCCCUGCAGUCCCGCUGCGAGGAGGAGGUGCUGGGGCGGGAGGGCGCCGAGGGGAGGCUGGCGGAGGCGCGGAGGGAGGCGGGCGAGGCGGCGCUGGGCCGAGCGCAGGUCCAGGGGCGGGCCGACGCCCUCCUGGAGGAGCUGGCCUUCCUGAAGAGGCUCCACGAGGGCGAGGUGACCGAGCUGCAGGCCCAGGCCCACUACGGCGCCCAGGUCGCCGUGGAGACGGAGGCGGCCCGGCCCGACCUGUCCGGAGCGCUGCGCGACAUCCGCGCCCAGUACGAGCGGCUGGCCGCCCGCAACCUGCAGUCGGCCGAGGACUGGUUCCGCAGCAAGGCGGGCGCGCUGGCGGAGGCGGCAGCGCACCGCGACGACGCGGCGAGGAGCUCGCGGGACGAGGCCGGGGAGCACCGGCGCCACCUGCAGGCCUGCGUGCUGGAGAUCGACGCCUGCAGGGGCCUCAACCAGGCCCUGGAGAAGCAGCUGCAGGAGACCGAGGACAAGCAGAGCGCCGAGAUCGCCGCCCUGCAGGACACGAUUGGCGAGAUGGAGAGUGAGCUGAGAGCCACCAAGUCUGAAAUGGCACGCUACCUGAGAGAGUACCAGGACCUCCUCAACGUCAAGAUGGCCUUGGACAUCGAGAUCGCUGCUUACAGGAAGCUGCUGGAGGGGGAGGAGACUCGCCUCAGUGUGGGCAUGGCAGGGGGCGUGUCCAGCGUCUACUCUCACAGCAUGUCAGUGGCCCCCUCCUUCAGCCGCUCCACUUUCACCGGCCUGGGCUCUGGCACCCCCUACCUGCUGAGCUCCAGACUGCUCAGCUCCUCCUUCUCCACUGAAGAGGUCAUCUCGGCCAGCCACGCCCAGCAGGCUGAGGCCAGCCCCGCCCAGGAGGAGGAGGAGAAAGAGGAAGAGGAGGAGAAAGAGGAAGAGGAGGCACAGGAAGGGGAGGAAGGAGGUGAUGAAGAAGGAGAGGAAGGAGAAAAGGAGGUUGAGGCAGAGGAAGAGGGGGAUAAAAAAGGAGAAGAGGAGGCAGAGGGAGAGAAAGAAGGAGAAGGGGAGGAAGAGGGAGAGAAAGAAGGAGAAGUGGAGGUGGCGGAAGAGGGAGAUAAAGAAGGAGAAGCACAGGAUGAGGGAAAAGAGGAAGGAGAGGAAGAAGAGGGCGCUAAAGAUGAGGGAGGAGAAGAGGCAGCUGAAGAAGUGGGGGAGGAAGAAGCAGGAGAGGAGGAGAAAGUGAAGAAGGGAGAAGUAGAAGAGGAGGAAGGAAAGGGGGAAGAGGAGAAAGAGGGGGAAAGCAGUGAGGCAGACACUAAAGGAGGAGAGGAGAAGGGAAAGGAAACAGAGGUGGAGCCACCAAAGGGAAAGCAGGAGGAGGAAAAGAAGAAAGAAGACAAGAAAGAAAAACCAAAGGAGAAGAAGAAGGAAUAGACUGAAAUCUCCCCUGCGUGAGCUCACAGACCAGCAUAGCAUCUCCCCAACAAGGCUAAAUGAGCAAAACAAAAACCAAACGUAACAAACCGUUAUAUAUCAAAACACCUGCAAAAUGUAACCGCUUGCAAAGAUCCUCAACUGCCGCAAAGAUCUAGAGGGGGGAUGUGUGCAUGGCCACAUGGUCUGUGUGCACGUGUGCGUGUGAGAGCGUGAGCGCUUGCACACGAUCGAACUUCACAUCAGUUAGCUGUCGGAGCGGCGAAAAGUUUAUCAUUAUUUUUGCAUAUGUUCAGAAAAGAUUGUGUCUGAAACACAAGCUGUGAUUCCUGCUCAAAGCUCAACGCUGCUCCACUCUUUCAGAUUAAAAUAUAUACAUGCUCACCCAAAA